UUCUGGCGCUGAAGGCAUCGCACCGUCGCACUCGCAACCCCUGGCGCAUGGAGGAAAAUAUUCCCUGGUGGAUACAGAGCACAAAUUGAAGCAUUUGCGCCCUUUGACAGACGCUUUGGCAGACACUUUCACUUGUAAACAAAUGAUCUGAAGCUCAGAAAAGUUAUUACGAGGAAUUACACAAAAGGAAAAGUUACCCACAAUUCAUGCGCCGAGUUGAUGCGCAUCGCCAUAUUGAGACCGAGUAAACUGCUGUACGAGCUGUCAGCUUUAGUGGGGCGGUGUGUUUUAUUUCAGUAUUUCUUAUUUUAUUUGGUGCGUGUACCAUUAGCAAAGACGCACGUAGCACAAGGGGAUAUUCGUUCUGCAUUUGCAGCAAGAAUUGAAAAGCUUUGAUGUGCGCGUUUUAUAAUGAGUGCUCGUUUAAGAAAAGGAGGUCGUUGGUGCUCGGCGCCGAACUGUAAAAAUAAUUCAAAUACAAAUAAGAACAUCAGCUUUUUUGGCUUUCCCAAGGACGAGCAACGGGCGAAGAGAUGGACUAUAAAUUGCAGGAGAGAAGACUUGUCAAAAAAAGAUGCUUCAUAUUUAAAUAAAAAUUGUACAAUAUGUAGUGAUCACUUUGAAAGUAUUAUGUUUGGUAACUUUCAAAAAAACAGGUUGAAACCUGAUGCUGUUCCAACUUUGUUUGAUGUUGCAAACCCGCCAAAAACUAUCGCACUGAAGAAAAAAACACCAAGAAGAAUGACAGGAAGAAAUUAUGAAACUUAUGAAGUGGCAAAGAAAUCUAGAAUUGAGACGAUGAAGUCGUUCUGUCAACAUAACAGUGGCAUUGGGUCGCACAUGUGCAUGCAUAUGUAAAUCCAUCGUAUAAUGCAUUUCCAUCGUAUAAUCACGGUCUAUUAACAGACUGUGUAAAUAGACUGAAGUACAUAUUACAGUGGCAAUGAAUUGGGUGAGCUUAGUGAAUAUUGUGAAAAACGAAGAGAGAUGUUUACAGUGGUGUCGUCAACAAAGACUUGUGCCUAACAAUGUUCUAUGUCCGUAUUGUGGGGCAUUGCUGACGGCUGCAGGGAACAGGGGAAAAGGGUUUGGCGACUUUUUGUGUAAUCGACGCAAUCACCAAAGAUUUAAAGCUCCAGCCACAAGAGGUACGAUUCUAGACAAUGCCAAGGUAACUGUCGGUCAAGCUUUGCAAAUUAUGUACUGCUUCUCACAUAAUUAUACGUAUGAAGAUACUGUGCGUGAGUGUUCGCAAGGAAAGACUUUAUCGAACAGGACAGUUGCAGAGCGUUUCUCAUAUUUACGUGAUGUGUGUAUGGACGCCAUGGACCGCAGAUAUAUUGGUGCUCCUAGAAUUGGCGGACCCAACUCGGUGCUUGAAAUCGACGAGUGUAAAAUAGGCCGUCGAAAAUACAAUAGAGGUCGUGUCUUGGAGGGAAAUAGGGUGUUAGGGGUUAUUGACAGAGACACUAAAGAAGUACGGUUAGAAAUUUGCCCAGGAAAUCUUAGGGAUGCAAACACAUUGCUAUCCGUGAUUCAGCGACAUGUUCAACCGCAGACAACAAUUAUUACGGACUUGUGGAAAGACUAUGAAGAUCUAAAGCAACAAAACUCUGAUCAAUUGGCUGCGAACCACUCGAUGCAUUUUGUAGAUCCGACUAAUAAUACUGAAUCGCAAUGGCGACCAUUAAGUCGUCUGCUGUCGAGGGGUGGUUUACGGCAAGAUAACUUGGACUCCCAUCUCGUCGAAUAUUUGUGGCGGAAAGAUUGUAAAAGGCUAGGGAGGGACCCUUUUCUUUUCCUGAUAGAACACUGCACUAUUGCCUACCCCGAGGAGUUAAAACCUUCAGCCUCUUUUUUUCUUGAGCCUAUGAAAGUUGUAAAAGAAGAGAUUUUAGAGGAUUAUGAGAAGGAGUUAGAUCCUCCGACCACAAUGCAUCUGGAGCCUGAGGAAGUGAAAGAAGAGAUUGUGGAGGUUUAUGAAGAGUUUGAAUCUACAUCCACCUUGAACAUUGAGCCUGAGGAAACAAUUAAAGAAGAGAUUGCAGAGGAUGAGGAAGAGUUUGAACAUUCAGCCACCUUGUAUAUUGAGCCUGAGAAAACUGUUAAAGAAGAGAUUGCAGAGUGGGAUGCGGAAGUCAAAGAUUUUGAGUACAUAUCGGUAGGAGCUUGUGAUCUGGCCACAACCAACAAUGAAAAUGAAGAUGAAUCAGAUGGAAGUCUUCUUGGUGACUGGUACUCGUAUGCAGAGGUCACUCCGACCAACAGAAAUUGUAAAACUACUCGAAGGAGAGAAAAGCAUAUUGGUUCCAUAACUACUGCAGUGAAAGAACUAAAAGAUUUAGAAAAAUCUCUGAGUGCUUCUCCUUUAACAAUUCGGACUACUAUCGUUGAGGACGAGUGUGAAAUGAUGGGCAAGUGGAUUGCCUCACAGUUGCGUAAGUUACCAAAGCACAGCAGACAUAGAGCAAAUUUGGAAAUACAACAAAUAAUAAAGAAACACAGUGUGGAGCAUAUGAACUCAAGUUCUUCAGUAUUGUCAGCGUCUCUAUCCAAUGAUCAUACAUACAGUAUUUUAAAUCCAUUCAAAUCCUGAAAUAUGUAACACUCUCAUCAAGCCUAUCCCAUUUUGGAUAUGGUUCUUGAUGUUUACCAAGAAAUUUUCCAACAAUGUUUGGAAGGGACUGUUGGCUGUGAAAUAGUAUUUAUUAAUUGACAUUGAAAUAGUGUUACACCAGAAUUCCAGAAUGGGUGACAAUAAAGUGGUUGCAAUGGUUUGUUGUGAUUUACAUUAAAAUGUCAUAACGUCAAGUGUAAUAAAUGCUUAUUGAGGUUCUAAAGAUUUAUCUACAUUUAUUAUUUAUUACUACCUCAAAGGAGACUCAUACACUCAUAAUAUAUUAUUUAUUGUACCUGUUUUUUGUUUAUUGAAUAAGAGCUGAAGAAUUACUAGAAACUUCACUGUUGAGGUUGGUUUAGCUACCACAAAAGAGACUGGUAACACCUGUAAUACUUAUUACGCAGGUGGCCUUUUAUGUUUUGGGAUUUGGCAAUCCUUGUGUUGCAAUCUGGCAACUGACAACUCUAUCAUAAAGUUGGAUGUUUUGAGGUUAUACGUACUCGGGACGUUUUGACAUAAGAGCGCUAUUUGUGUUGAUUAUAGUAACUUAAAAGAUUCAUCUUGGCCAAAAAUGGAAUUAAAUCUUGAACAUUUUCAUGCGAUUAUUUUUUACAACUUUCAAUGUGAAUUAACUCAGCAACAGUGCAUGGAUAAAUUUAAUUCAGUUUUUGGCAAUGUAGCUCCAUCAAGGACCAGUGUUUAUCGAUGGUAUGGUGAAUUCAAUUGUGGUCCUAGUUCACUCCAAGACGAAUUUCGCGAAGGUCGUCCAAAAUCAGUUGUUACAAAAACCAUUGAUGCUGUGUGUGAACUGAUAUUGCAAGAUCAUCAUGGGACCUAUCAUGAGAUUGAGACAAUCUUGGGCAUUAGUUGGACCAGCAUACAUUCAAUAUUGCAUGAACAUUUGACUGUCAAAAAAAUUUGUUCGCAUUGGAUCCC
Messenger RNA from Gryllus bimaculatus (two-spotted cricket), 3556 nucleotides. The record is from the annotation of a GenBank genome assembly. Lineage: Eukaryota; Metazoa; Arthropoda; Insecta; Orthoptera; Gryllidae.